AUGUAUGAAAUAGAUAACUUAUUAAAUGAUUCAAUAAAUGAAUUAUCUAAACAGGAGUAUAGUAAUUUUGAUAAGUAUCUUGGUGAGAUUGGACAAUUGAUGCAAAGAAAUGAUUUAACCGCUUCUACUCAACUGAUCCAAAAUGUUCUUAACUAUAUACCCAACCCCAAUGAAGUGAUUGAAUUAAGAUUAUUUCGAGCCUUAUUAGUUCUUAUAAGAAAUAUAGCAACUUCCAUAUCAGAUGAGAAUGUAUUUGUCUCGGCCAUAUCCAGUUUCAUCAAGUUUUCUCAACUACCAAAUAAUAAUAAUGAAUGGAUAUUGAAAACAUCAGAAAUCUAUUGGCAAUUAUUAGCCAACUUUCCUCGAAAUACAUCUGUAGAACCAUUGAAUGAUAUUUUCCAGGAUGUAAAUGAUGACUUCAAAUCUCCAAUUAUUCAUCUUCUAUUUAGACAAUUCUAUACAGAAGAUUCAACUAUUACUAAUGAGAAAUUAUUACAAUUACUUAAAUUAUCACCAAAACAGAAUCAUCUUCUUGAAUAUAUUUAUCAUUUAUAUACAACAUUACAAUUGCAUGAAUCAACAUUAGAUCAUGAUUCUUCAAUGUUAGUUCAUUUACUUUAUGAUAUUAUAACUCAUGAAAGUUUUGGCAAAUGUAUUCAAGGGAAUCAACCAUUCUUGAUUCAUUGGCUAGAAUUAACUAGAGAUAUUAUUCAAACUAAAGAUAAUUGGAAUAAUUUUGAAUUAGUUGCUUUGUUGUCAUGGAAUUUAGAAAUAUUUAUGAAUUAUUCUCAAUUAUUAAUUGAUAAUGAAGAUCUUAAUAAUGUUGAAUUAGAAUCAAUUCUUGUAAACAAUUUAAAUAUACUUGCAGAAUUAUCAAAAUUUAAUUUAAUGAAAGAUUUCAUUAAACAUCAACAGACGGAUUUCUUAGCUCGAUUGAUUAAAUUGUUUAAGUUGCUACAUAAUAAAAUAUCACCAAUAAAGUUAUCAGAUAAACAGAAGAUCCAACAACUUAAGUAUCCAGAAGUUAAAACAUUUAUAAUUAUAAUCAUUUCUUAUUUAACAUAUGAAUCAUUUGAAAUUCAAGAACAAAUAAGAACUUUAGGAGGUUUAUCAUUAAUAUUAUCUAAUUGUAUAAUUGAUGAUAAUAAUCCAUUUAUAAAAGAACAAGCAAUAAUUUGUUUAAAAUAUCUUUUAUUAAAUAAUUAUGAAAAUCAAAAGUUUGUUGGAGAAUUAGAAGCCAAAAGAGUUGUUGAUGAUCAAGUAUUACAAGAAGUUGGAUAUGAAGUUGAAGUAAUGGAUGGUAAAGUAGUUGUUAAGAAGAGGAACUAA
Messenger RNA from Hemisphaericaspora subhashii, 1329 nucleotides. RefSeq lists its product as uncharacterized. Gene Ontology annotation, cellular component: cytosol. The transcript has a single exon. The record is from RefSeq and is a predicted model, not a curated record. The coding region runs from base 1 to 1329 and encodes 442 amino acids. NCBI's taxonomy places the organism in Eukaryota, Fungi, Ascomycota, Pichiomycetes, Serinales, Debaryomycetaceae.